UUAUAAUCGCGCUUGAAUAACCCGGAUGUAGUUUCAAGUGGAGCAGUGCGUUUUCUUGCACGAUAAUACAACUUCCACUUUUAAAAGGAUUAUUAGAGUAGUUUGCAUUUCUACUGUAAUUCUUGAGUGCAUAUCAUAGAUUACACAUAAGUAUAAAUAAUUGUGCCUCAACUAUGUCGGUCGUUCCACCCAACCGAUCAUCAACCGGUUGGCCCCGUGGAGUCAAUCAAUUCGGGAAUAAAUACAUCAGUCCGCCGGCCAAACCUCUUACCCUAGAGAGAACCAUCAACCUGUACCCGCUUACGAAUUACACAUUUGGCACAAAAGAACCGUUGUAUGAGAAAGACAGCUCUGUAGCUGCUCGGUUCCAGCGAAUGCGCGAAGAAUUCGAGAAGAUUGGAAUGAGGCGGACAGUGGAGGGAGUCCUCAUUGUACACGAACACAGAUUGCCUCACGUUCUCUUGUUGCAGCUUGGAACUACUUUCUUUAAACUGCCAGGUGGCGAGUUGAAUCCAGGUGAAGAUGAAGUGGAAGGUCUAAAACGUUUGAUGACAGAGAUUUUGGGGAGGCAAGAUGGAGUAAAGCAAGACUGGGUGAUUGAUGACUGCAUUGGAAAUUGGUGGAGGCCAAAUUUUGAGCCCCCACAGUACCCCUACAUUCCAGCACAUAUAACCAAGCCCAAAGAGCAUAAGAAACUGUUCCUAGUACAGCUACAGGAAAAAGCACUGUUUGCCGUGCCUAAGAACUACAAACUGGUGGCAGCGCCUCUGUUUGAACUGUACGACAAUGCUCCAGGCUAUGGACCCAUCAUCUCCAGUCUCCCACAGCUGUUAAGCAGAUAUACACAGGAGCUGUGUUAAAUUCCUUAUGCUAUAGGUUUAACUUCAUUUACAACUGAGGUAUACAGAUGGUUUGGGAUCAACUGAGCACCUCUGUGAGAGGUGGUGGGAGAGUGAUUUCUGUACUGAGGAACUCAUUGGAGUUCUUGGAGGCUAAAAAAAGAAAGGAACCAAGGAAGGACCUCACUGCUACACAUACUUUUUUUUUUUCAUCUUUCAGUUUAGUCUAUGUGAAUUGAUUUCUCUCCCAACUCUUUAAAAAAAAAAAAAAAAAAAAAAAAAAACUUAAAUCUGGUCUGUUAAAAUCUGGUUUUUCUGUGAAUUUGUUGUUGUAUUUCUAUGUUUGAUCAAGAGAAAAUAAAAUGUUUGUAGUAAA
Molecule: messenger RNA, 1215 nt
Organism: Alosa alosa (allis shad)
Lineage: Eukaryota; Metazoa; Chordata; Actinopteri; Clupeiformes; Clupeidae
Gene: nudt21
Product: nudix hydrolase 21
Exons: 8
Coding region: 174-860 (228 amino acids)
Cellular component (GO): mRNA cleavage factor complex
Molecular function (GO): mRNA binding
Source: RefSeq, a predicted model, not a curated record